Molecule: messenger RNA, 5249 nt
Organism: Anguilla rostrata (American eel)
Lineage: Eukaryota; Metazoa; Chordata; Actinopteri; Anguilliformes; Anguillidae
Product: thyroid hormone receptor beta-like
Exons: 6
Coding region: 467-1618 (383 amino acids)
Biological process (GO): negative regulation of transcription by RNA polymerase II; retinoic acid receptor signaling pathway; thyroid hormone receptor signaling pathway
Molecular function (GO): RNA polymerase II cis-regulatory region sequence-specific DNA binding; zinc ion binding; nuclear receptor activity
Source: RefSeq, a predicted model, not a curated record
ACCUGAGUCACACCUGUCUUCACCUGUGCUACACCUGUACUCACCUGAGUCACAUCUGAGUCACACCUGUCCUCACAUAAGCUGCACCUGAUCGUCACCUUAUCCAUAUUAAAGUCAUAAGUCAUGCUGUCAGUUAUCCUGAUGUAAACGAUAAAUAAAUAACUUUGCAGGUAAAUUAAACUUAGUAAACGAUAUAUUACCAAACAAAAUGAUCUUGGUGCGAAUCCCCCAAAACUCUGGUAAGAAAGUGAAGGCACCAAGGCAAAAAUGCUUUUCUCUUCUUUUUAAUGUUCUCUUUGUUCUUUAGUCUUUAUAAACAGAGCCUUACAAUAAAACAAAUGUUUUCGCCGAAGCCUUUUUCAGGGAUAUUUUAUCGUACUGCUCCGUUUAGAUCGACUAAAGAACAUAAACUAAUAGACUAACAUCUCCAGGCAAGAGCUGAUAAAUAAUUAGGUGAGCAGACAAAAUGGGCGCACGUUUGGAAAAGCUGCUGAUCUCCUUCUGUUUGCUUUUCCUCUCCGCCUUCGAGGGUUUUUUCCGACGGACGAUUCAGAAGAACCUGAACCCGACGUACGCUUGCAAGUACGAGGCCAAGUGCGUCAUCGACAAGGUCACCAGGAACCAGUGCCAGGAAUGCCGCUUCAAGAAGUGCAUCGCCGUCGGCAUGGCGACGGACUUGGUGCUGGAUGACAGCAAGAGGCUGGCCAAGCGCCGGCUGAUCGAGGAGAACCGGGAGCGGCGGCGGAGGGUGGAGCUGCAGAGGAGCGUCUGGGACAGGCCGGAGCCCACGCCCGAGGAGUGGGAGCUCAUCCACCUGGUCACCGAGGCCCACAUGGCAACAAACGCCCAGGGCAACCACUGGAAGCAGAAACGCAAGUUCCUGGAGGAAGAGACAAUGCUACUUAAUGAAAUAACAUGUAAUUUAUUCUGUGCUUCUGACCAGAGCGACGUUCGAGUGGCCGAAUGCAAGGCGGAGGACAUUGGUCAAGCCCCCAUCCUCAGUGCCCCAGAGGGGAACAAGGUGGACAUAGAGGCCUUCAGUCAGUUCACUAAAAUCAUCACCCCGGCCAUCACCCGGGUGGUGGACUUUGCCAAAAAGCUCCCCAUGUUCUGUGAGCUCCCCUGUGAGGACCAGAUCGUCCUGCUGAAGGGGUGCUGCAUGGAGAUCAUGUCGCUGCGGGCGGCGGUGCGCUACGACCCGGAGAGCGAGACGCUAACGCUGAACGGCGAGAUGGCGGUCACGCGCGGGCAGCUGAAGAACGGCGGCCUGGGCGUGGUCUCCGACGCCAUCUUCGACCUGGGCGUGUCCCUGUCCGCCUUCAACCUGGACGACUCGGAGGUGGCGCUCCUGCAAGCCGUCAUUCUCCUGAGCUCGGACCGGCCGGGCCUGAGCAGCGUGGACCGGAUCGAGCGCUGCCAGGAGGACUUCCUCCUGGCCUUCGAGCACUACAUCAACUACCGCAAACACAAGGUGGCGCACUUCUGGCCCAAGCUCCUGAUGAAGGUGACGGACCUGCGCAUGAUCGGGGCCUGCCACGCCAGCCGCUUCCUGCACAUGAAGGUGGAGUGCCCCACCGAACUCUUCCCCCCCCUCUUCCUGGAGGUGUUCGAGGACUGACGGUACGGGACACGACCCCCCACCCCCCUCCAAAAAAAACUCUGAAGCACUACUGUCGAUUCAUUCCAUACCGUAGGAGUAGCGUCAGGCCUAGUCUUGGAUGGAACCAUUCCUACAAAUGCGGGUACAUGUGAAUAGCAAUUUUAUUUUAUUUUUUUGUGUUGUUUUUUUUUUUUUGGGGUAUUUGAUUUAGUGUUUUUUUGUGUAAAUUUAUCUUCUUUGUAUCCUUGUUGUUUUUUUUUUUUUUUUUAAUUUUGUCUGUGCUUACGUGAUUGUUUUAGAACUUGGUCGUUCGCUAGCCAAUGUCAUGCCAGUGACUUUUCAGUUUUCAGUUGCACCUGAAAAAAAAAAAAAAAGUACCGUUUCCAAAAAGAGCGAGAAAAAGAUAAAAGAGAGAAAAAAAAAACAGAAGGCAUGUUUCCCGCCCUCCCACUCUUGGUCGCCUCUUCAACCGAAAACAAACAGAAAACAGGUACUACUCCUCAGUCGUUGUCAAUGUUUUACAGUGAAGCUAGCUUUGUAAUGUUGAAUUUAGGGAUUUUUUUUAAGGUUUGUUAUUGGCUGGAAAACAGUGGAAUCCUCUUGGAUGCUGCCAUUCUGGACUUCAGGUGAACACACACAAACACACACUCACACACACACGAACACAUACAGACACAGACAUACACACACAGACACAAACACACACAGACACAUACACAGACACACACGUGCACGCACACACAAGCACGCACACACAUGCACGCACACACAUGUACGCACACACAGACACACACACACACACUCAUGCAUCAUGACUGCACCCACAUCGAUGGCACAUUUUUUUAUUCUGUUUGUUUCCACGGUCAGGCACACGUACGUUUUUUUCCGGUCUUUUCCAGAUAAAAGCGCAUUCUCUGUUCCGCUCACCACCAGUCAAGGAACAGACAGCAUCAGCGAAGGAGCCGGCCAACUCACUUAAAAUUCACUUCUGUUGAAAGAUUUCUCUUGUUUGGUGCCAAAAAAAUAAUGUAAAAAAUGUGUUUUUCUUUUUUUUUUUAAUAGACAGAAUAAUGGAUCAUAUUCUGUUCUGGGGUCCAGGAGGUUUGACUCGACUGGACCCGGUUUGUAAAGGGACAUUAUAGGAUGUGGGUUCCACGGUCCCCACAAACGGUACCGUCGGAACCCUGCUCUGUUUGUCCCUCUUUGUGUGCCGUAGCUGUGCAGCAGUGUGGCCCCCUCAGGCAGCCGGCUAGGGGUCCCCCCAACUUUUGAUGUCCCCUUAAAUGAACACGGCGACUGAGGACCGCCCCCCCCACUCCCCCCACCUCAGUAAAAAGGGGCGGGGCAGUUUUGGGACGCUUUUUAUCGCGCCCACUCACGGAAACCUGUCUAACAUGUGACUUCACAGCGUGCAGCUAUUCAGUGCAAUAUGAACACCACACAAUUUACAUUUCAAGUCUUAAGUUCAAAACUUAAGUUUAAGAAAAAUACUUUUUUUCAGGAGAUUUCGUAAAGUAGAUAUUUUAGAGCAGCCCCCCCCACCCCACCCCACUCCACUCCAGGAAGCUCCUAAGCUGGCCAACCACCAGUUGGCUGCACAGUUUCAUCUGCGUCUUACAGGAAUUCACAUUUCACGUUAACUUAAGCAGUACGCACGGAGGUGGUGCUUCUCCUAGCACUGGCUGCUGCUUGUAAAUGUUGAUGAAAGAGGAAGAGAGAUCCUCACUCUAGAUUUUGAGCGGAUGUGACAUCGGACCGGACGCAGACUGACGUGCACGAAUAGUGUUGUUUUUUUGUUUGUUUGUUUUUUUCUACAUUCAUUCGAGUCUCGGUUGUUUUGUUCUUAAACCGUUUGUACCUGUCCUUCUCCAGAACCGUUACAAAAAAAAAAAAAGAGAACCAAGAAACGUCCGAUCGUUACGACGACGUGUACUUUAAUCAUUCACGCAAACACACUCCCUCACACACACACACACACACACACACGCACAGAGAAAACGGUCGAGCUUUUUUUCGGCGAAAGGAUGUUUUCGGGACGUUUAUUCCCCGUGAGUUAGCGCUGGGCUAGCCGCAGCAUCAGCGGCAGCGGCGGCACAUUUUCGGGGGUGUUUGAAAGGGUCUGGCCUUCGCCACUCACAGUUACCCUCUCUGUCUCAUGGACAUUGCACAGACAAUCAGCUUUAGGCCAGAGAGAGCCCCAAGCCCUGAGUCACCAUGGCAGCAAAGGGGGAGGGGGGGGGUCCUUGGCCACGCCCCCACAGUCUGACAAGGGGGGGGGGGAAUUAAUGUUGAUGAAAGAAUGUUAUAGUCUGUAUACGUAUUUUUUUUAACAAUGCGCCAUUGUGGAUAUUUGCUCUUACAAACUGUGGGUGUGCUACUCGGUGUUUAAAAAAAAAAACAAACAAAAAAAAAAAGAAUACAUUUAAAAAGCAUUAAAAAGCUAUAAGUAUAUUUAUAUAUUAUUAUAUAUAUAAAUAUACAAGGCUUCUAAAUAUUUUACAGUAUAAAGGAAAAGUCGUAUAUUUUCAGAAUGGUGAUAUUUUUACAGAUGUUAUAUGCCUACAAUGAAACAUUUUGCGGUUUCACGGACGUGACAAAAACAAGUUCUCUCAGAGGCGCAAAUGGUGUACCGAUGAGAGAAAAUAACAGCAAUUGUAAUUACGAAUUAUGAUAUUCAUAUGCAGCCCUGUUUUCAGCGUAACUUCCACCAUUCCAAGAGCGAGACUUUAGAAGCACUGUGCUUUCUCUGGUCCGGAGGGAAUCCCACAGGCCACGCUCUAGACUGACCUUGCAGUUUGACAGAAGAGCAGCCCUGAUCUCAAACAUUCAGUCCCUCAAAUUAGGCAGUUCUCCUCUCCGUCUCCCUCCUCCUCUCCCUCUCUGUCUCGCUCUCUCCAUCUCCCUCUGCCUGUCCCUCUCCUGCUCUGUCUCUCUCCCUCUGUCUCCCUCCCUCUCCUGCUCUCCAUCUCUCCCCCUCUCUGUCUCUCUCUCUCAUCUCCCUCCCUCUCUCUGUCUCUCUCCCCCCUCUGUCUCUCUCUCUCUCCAUCUCCCUCCCUCCCUCUCCUGCUCUUCGUCUCUCUCCUACACUCCCUCCCUCUCCUGCUCUCCAUCUCUCCCCCACUCUGUCUCUCUCUCUCAUCUCCCUCCCUCUCUCCGUCUCUCUCCCCCCUCUCUCUCUCUCUCAUCUCCCUCCCUCUCUCCGUCUCUCUCCCCUCUCUCUCUCCAUCUCCCUCCCUCUCUCUCCUGCUCUCCGUCUCUCUCUCCCCCUCUCCCUCGCACUCCGUCUGCUCGAACCCGAGCCACCGAAUCGUUUCUCUGUGCGUCCUGCUUCUUGCCGUGCAGCAGGCCAGGCGAUGCCGUGCGUCACUGCUGAACGGUGAGGCCCGGGCAGGGAGGGGCGAGAGGGGGGCGCGACCGGGUCCGUUUUCAAAAUGGCCGAAAGGCGUUGCGUCCCAAAUUUAACACGCAGCACCCCGGUGGCCCUCAGACAGCCGUUCCGGGGCGGAUUUGCACAGGUUCGAAUGUUGUUGCUGUGAAGUGCAUUAACCAAGCUGGGAAGACAAUGUUUAAAGUUGCACUAAAGAUGAUGAUGAUGAUGAUGAUGAUGAAAAUGAUGUUUUGGUUCUGAAAAUAAAAUGGUUUUGGAGAA